Molecule: messenger RNA, 18685 nt
Organism: Spirometra erinaceieuropaei
Lineage: Eukaryota; Metazoa; Platyhelminthes; Cestoda; Diphyllobothriidea; Diphyllobothriidae
Source: the annotation of a GenBank genome assembly
AUGGUAAGCUGACGCUGGAGUUCCCAAUGGGCGACAAAACUAAGCUUCCCAAAUCACAUGUCAGGGAAGACAGGUUAUACUAGACAAGCUUUACUGUUGUGAAAGAUCGUACAGGAGGCACAGCAAGCAGCUUCCACAAGCCGUCUCUUCGGACGUGGAGUUUAUCAGUGUCCGCCGUUGAGGUUCUCUGUCUGCCCCGCGUGUGUGUGCGGGUUUGCCUUGUCUGAGUUGUGUUCGCGUGUAGUCAAUCAGAGAAGGAGCAGCGCUGAUGAAUGACGACGGAAUAGUGUGCUCAUGUAUGAAGUUGCUAUCGGAGGUCAAGGCUUCUUGCAGUCCUUCGCACGUCGCUUUGAUGGCUUAACUCGUUAUCUUUGGAAUUCGCGCCGUCCAAUCAGAGGACCAUCUCAAGGAAGUGGGUGGUUACUUGGGACAUUGGGCCAGCAUUGCGUUUUUGUUCCUGUUUUCAUGAUUUCGGGCUUCAUAUAGCCUGACCUGUGUGAAUGCCCGGGCUAUUAUGCCAUAAAACCCGACUAACGAAUCUAGCUUCCUCAUGGACACCUGCUAACUAUUUCGUGCGACAAAGUUCGGUAGGUGGACGGUGGUGCACAACGUUUUAGAAGUCAAAGCAGUAAAAUAAUGUAAAUAUGCGAAGAAGGCAAUUAAAUGAAGGUGGCGUGCGAACACGACCUUAUUCGUCAGGUCAUAAAAAUAAUCAAAAGUAACUUGAGGACGCAAAACUGAGAUUCACUCUUAUAGGUUCGUCGUAUGCAAAUAAACGGACCAGAAUCUGACCACCGUCUUACACAUCAAAACUCAUAACUGACUGGCUGGCUUCUAGAAUCCGCCCUCGAAUAUAAAUGCUGCUUACGAGGGUUAGAAAUACAAAUUGGCACGUAACCUAAUACCAGAUCAAGCAAUAAAUGCUAGGAUGAUGGCUUUCAACUGAGAAUCGUUCCAUAAACCCGCCCUAGGCACGCAGCAAAAAGCAACCAUUGAUUGGAUUGUGUGCAGUUUUAUGCUGCUCUCCAUGUCUGCUUAAAUUCAGUGCUAGACCUCGCGAAAAGGUGACCAGAAGUCUCAUUUCUUGUGCGUAUAUUGUGGCUGAUUACGACAUUUUCCAAUGUGGUACCUGAAAGAAUCGUGGCAAAUGGACUACUUUGUCGGUGCAUCGCGAAUCGACCACAGAGCAGCAUUCGUCAUCAAGCUCAUGCCCCCAAUCAACUUUGAGGACCUAACUUAACGGCAAUGGUCGCUCAGCCAAUCAGAAUGCACACAAACAACAGCACGCAGACAAUGGUAACGGGCAGCGAAACGUAAUGCAAUUAAGUAUUGACCCGAGACAACUCAGUUACUUGGGUUGAGUUGGCAAUAUGUGAGUCACCCAACUGUUGAUCCCCUGAUCAUUGUUAGCAAAAGGGGUGUGCAACGAGAUCAACUUGUCGUUAAUUGUUCUAAAUAUUAUGAUUACCGUAAAGAGCUAAGGCACAUGGAGUUAUUGGUGGCGCGCCUGGUUUCAAAUGCGAAGGGUAGCGGGUAAAUCGCGGUGGGACAUUGGCGAGUCUACUAGGAACAUGAGUCAAGCAUAUUGUUACCCUGUCACAACACUAGCUGACGGAGUGCAUGGGUUUGGAUAUGAAGGCCGCCCCGUUAUCGAUACACGUUUUAACGAUGUGUGCGAUCAACAACCUAUUUACUGAGCAAGCAUUCGUCGAAUGUCCAAAUGUACAGGCGCAUGCACACAGGAGUGCUUGGUGUGUGCAUCCAGCCCGUGUGUUAGACUCGUGGGACACCCUAUUCAUCCAGUUCGACAGCCCAGAAGAGUUCACUGAAUAUUCAUUUCAUGCAGACAUUGUGUCUGAAGCUACAUAUUCGAUAGUUUUUGUACGCGAAAAGCAUAACCUGUUCUCGAAGAAAUGUGCAAUUAUGAGACCUUUUGGGACGCCCGAGGAUGAGCUACGUAUCAUAACUUACGCAAGUUUACUAGUGCGGCGUACGAAUUGCAAAACUUACUUCAUAUCCACUGUAGUACUUCAUGAGAAAUUGAUGACCUUUUCCUAUGGGCUCGAGGAUAUAUACGAUGAAAGUGCAUAUCACACAGUACGCAAACGGGGGUUGUGUUUAAAAGCAUAGAGAAAUUUGUCAGUUUUCUUGAACGAGGAAAAUCCUUAUUUUAAGUCAAAAAUAUUAUGCUGAUGUAGGAUAUCGGAAACAUUCCAAUUCAUUUGUUCUGGGGGGUAAAGAGAAGUAUAAAAAGUCGACGGAAAACACGUAUUUUUCAAGGAAAUGUUUGUUUCUCCUAGUGUAACUCACGAAGGUGAUUGGAAAGUGAUCAAACCAAGUUCUAUUUUGCAGAAAAUAAAUUGCCUUACAGUCAUGUCCCAUGCUCAUCACUAUUGCAGCCUCAGUAACAAAAAGUUUCUAUUUAAAGACGUGUCUAAAAAUGUUAAAUUCACGUUUCAGAAGUGUCGGCACGUCUUUUUUCCCUGUCGAACAACUGGGCAACUAGCUAAUGGGUGUCCUCUAGAGACCAAAAAUCGCCGCUUAUUUGAUUAUUUCGACAGGCACUUUGUUGGCACCACAUAUGGUCUUGGGGAAUCCUGGUUGACGAUUAAGCAAAAAAGACCGACUUUGCAUCACCACAGCAAACAGGGACUGCAGACAGGGAACUCCCACGUAUGACAAAGGAGAGGAAUGGCAUACUGGCGUAACCUCUGCAAACCAAGACAUUCAUGCUGCAAUGUACCCAUAACCGCCCUGAAUCCAAAAGCUACGUCAGGAAGAGAAGCUUUAGUGCCACAGUUAGCUUGUGAAUACCAGUAUGUCAGUUGUCUAUCGCGCCACCUUCUAAGUUCGACUACAUUGCAUUAACCGUCAUUAGAUGUGCCAAUACAUAGAGACCGACUGAAGACUUACCAAACUACAAAUACUUCGUCUCUUUAUCGUUCAGAAGGACUUUUUAGAAGCACCCAAUUGAACUCGCGCUUAAAUAAAUAAAUAAACAUGCCAGUCGAUGUGUAAACCCAAUUCCGAUUAAAGGCUGAGACCGUAACACUUUUUUGUAGGAAAUUAACUUGACCAUCGAGUGACUGCUAGUCCACAUCCUUUGCGCGAAAUCAAGCAGCCGAAAGUCGGCCUCAUCCGAUUCAUGUGCGGACCCUAAAUGAUCAGAAAAUGAAGUGGGCUACGACCGGCUGACAUUUAUUGGUUUCGCAGUAAAAUUCAUUCUUAUGUCGCUCUUGCAACGAUGGCAAUGCAUGAAGAUUUACUGCAGAGAUAGAAGAAGUGAGGGAACCUUCAUUCUAAGCCAUCUGCAAGAAGUGAUGCUUAUUUAACUUACGUCAACAUUUACUAAGGCCUUACUGAACCACAUGUGCGGAUACUGGGUACAGCGCUUUCAGAAAUAUUAAACAAAUCGCUUGAUACCAAGUGCACAAAGUUCCUUGGAUGUCCUCGCUGAAGUAGCACGCGCACUUGCAACCUGAUCAGCAAAACGCGCCAUUUUAAGUCUGCCUACUCCCACUCAAUUUCUGUUAUCCGACGCAGCAGAGCUCGCUGGGUAGAUAACUUCAAGGUCACUCAAACAAACUUAAUGCAUUUUCUCUGACUGCAGGGCAAAGCGGCGGCUCUGACAGAGGGUGGGUAAGUCAACCUUGCAAUUAUGCAGUGGAUGCAACAGUUGUUGCUGUUUCUCUUUAUGCGGAGUGAUAUUCUGAAGGCUUGCUCGAUAUUUGUCUACGGCUGGUGAUGGAGGUAUCUGGGAUCGAAGCUCAGAGUCUCGAUCACGCACCACAUCUUUUAGAGCUUCGCGGACUUUUUCGUACUUCAUGCAUUUUGAAAGUGUUCUGCUUUCAUAGUUUUCAUGUACAUUCGGUGCUCAGAUGCACUUUGGACAAACAACAUUUAAUAAACCGCACGCAAACUUCUAGACGUCAUUCGCGUUUCCGAAGUGUAGUCCCAAAAGGCGCUUCAAAGCCAUAGGGGGCAGUUUGGGGAAGGUGCCAGUUAUACCAGACUGCAGCUUUAGGAGUCGGGACGGGAAAUAAAGCUAAAUAAGGUCCGUUAUUUCAAGGCGUUUGCUUUCGGUCAUUCCUUACUUCUACUCUGUCAUUGGGCAUUUUAACAAACAACCUUGUUUACCUCACAAAGACAUGUAAACGGUCUGCAUAAUGCAAGCCAGGAAACAAAAAGCUUUGGAAAUUUCUGGUAUAUCUUUAAUACAGUUGCACGAUAAAUUUGAAUGACAGAUGCAGUGGUACUAUAGCUCUGGCUUUCAGAUUAUAAUUUGUUCAUCAACAGGGCGUGGCGUCAUUUUGCUAAAGCGGGUUAUACUAUCCCUUAUAUCAUCGUUUUUCACUUCAUACAAAGUCGGCUAUUUUUUUAGCAAAAGUUGGAUUGACAACUAUUUUAUUACUUGCGUUUAACAUUUUUCUUGAAAACUUAUAAUCUUCAGUCCUAAGAUUACUGCAUAUUUUACUGGUAGCUAUAAGACUGUCUGUGAGGGCUCUUGAUUGAACCCUAGGGACGCAAAGGGACAAGUACGUCCAGCAAUCUGAUUGUUGAACGCCUUCCCCAGCAUAAAACUGAGUGUUUUUUUUAAAAAAACUGUUGCUCCAAGGAAGGUGCAUGUGAAGAUUGACGUAGUUUUGCUGAAUUUAAUGUGCAUGCGUUUGUACAGGGAAUGGCGGCAAGUAUUCGAGGUCCGAAUAAUUUUCUAAAAUCGGAAUAAAGUAAAGAAGGCAAAGAAGAACACGAAGAUCAUUUUGAGCCCAAAUGGCGCAUUUGCCCGAAGUAUAAAACAUAAGCUUAAAAUUGUUCUUAAGCCCUCAAGUAGGAAAUAUGGUGUCGGUGAAGAUGCAAUACACCAAGCCACUUCAAACGUGGCUGUUUGCUGGCCUCCGAUGGACAAGCGGUCUAACCACUUCUGUCAGUCUCUGAUGUAACUGCAAUACUCUUUUUCACAAAAACUAGUACAGGCGCCCCGAAAACCAUCAUACUAAAAUUGUGACAAAUUCCUGUACUAAGUAACAAGUUAGAAAAUACCAAAUUUCUAACAUACUAUUUCGGGAAGUAAAGAAAAAGAAAUACGCUUUAUUUUGGAAGUAUGAUUCCAACUCUUUUUUUAGCAAAAACCUCCGCCAUUCACCGUGACUGAAAACAAAUAAAUAAAUGACGAUAGAGUCAGUGGGUUUACAUAAAAGCGUGCAGCCACUAUUUCGGUCUUGUACACGUAAGUUAUCGUGUCAGAAACGGUAAUACGAGACGUUGGUAUGCCAAUGUAUGACAAGACAUGUACCGGAAACCACGGCGCAUGGAGUGGAACGACUUCGCAGCAAUUAAUUCAGACUGGAGCAGCAAACCGUUUGAUCGUUGUGAUAUGUCGUUGUACUAUGAUAUCGACUAAAAGGGCGCAAGAAACAGAGGCAGCGGAAGAGAGCAUUCGAGGAACGUGUAUUAAAAUUAGCAUAACUCUUCCAUACAUAGUAGAAGAAUGACAGGAAUGAAAUACAGAAUUUAACGAAGAAUGCAGACAUCUUUCAAAAGCCAGAAUAAGAACUGGCAGGUGUAGGGGAACUUAGACGUCAAGUGUAAUAAACACGUUUAGAACUUUUAUUAAAAAUGAUUUGUAUGGGGCAUUAAGAUUCGAGGUUUUUUGGGUAUGGUUAAUGUGAGUGGCUUGAAAGUGCCUCAACCCAUUUUGAAUCCCGACGUAUACUAACCAAUGCCGUAAAAUGCGAUUUCAAACCAUAUUUGGAAAUUUUGGUGAAGGUUUGACGAGUUUUGUCUCGGAACAUAUACAUAUUUAUGCAAAAGAGGGAUACUGACAGUGGUAAAGGAGACCAAGAUGGUCAUUUCUGGCUCAUUGGCCGCCCACAGCCAGGCUUAACCAGUCUUAGGUUUGCAGAACCUGAGACUCGAACUAGCAUUCUUUGCUCAUCGAACGUCGUUAAGUCCAACUCCCUACCAUUGGGUCAUGGGCCCGUUGUCUUGUCAGUUGCGACUGAGAAUAUUAACUAGGCUGGAAGUGCGUUAACCAAUCAGGUUACUGGACGCGUUCGUCCCUUUGUAUCCCCGAGCUCAACCCAGAGUCUUCGCAGGUUUGAGCUGCGAUGUUUUAUCGCAGAUUUUCACGGGGGUGCACAUGACCGAGUACGCUCAUGCGGUGACUGAAUGUGUGUGAGUAGCGUAGGUAGUUGAGACAGGAGCUCCUGGCACUGGUUCGCCAGCCUCAGGGUGAUGAACCUACAUGCGACUGUCCGGGCCGAUGCCUAAUCUAAACGAGCUCUGACAAUAUAGACAGGUUACGCUGAUAGCUACUGAGCUAGUGGUGAUGAUGAUGCUGUUAGUGGAGGCAACGCUAAUGGGGAGAAAUUUUCGGAUAUGCGAGAUGGGCUUGGUCUGUCGGCAAUGGGAGGAAUUCCGCUAUCGCAUAUGCACAUAUGGCUGGAAAAACCCAUGAGCUCUCUGAAAGUCCUGGCACAUUGUGAAAAGUUGCUACGCCUAUGACUGGCUCCAGGCCCUGGUCAGCCAGUCCCAGUGCGAGGAAUUAACGAGUGAUCGACUGGGUCAAUGUGCGAUGUGAAAGUGCGAUCGCAGAAAGGACAGAUUCAGAUCGAGUCCGCAUUGCUGAUGCAGAAGCAAUGGUGGUGGCUGUGGUGAGUGGCAGGGCGUCAGGAGUGUUUUCACCGGUGGUGGUGGCCGCAUCGAUAGUACGACCGUCGAUUUCGACGAUAUCCACCGUAUGCCCCACAGCAGGGUUUGUAGUGCGAGUAGACAUGCGCUGCAUCUACCACACUCUCUCCCCCCAAUUGAGUCCGGUGUCAAGAAGACCGGAGACGGGAGAGGGCGCAGGUGGAUGGCUUGGACGGAUCCGCACCUUGGCGCUCCACCCCGCACCCCCUGGUCCACACAACAAAUGGCCAGGAUUUUGACCGACAAAACAAUGGGGAGGAGGGGGAUGGCAGUGGUCCCAGUUUGUGCGACGACUGCCGAAAACAGGGUCUGCCACCGAAUCCCCUAAAUGUUGACAUUUGUAUUGCGCAAGAUAACGCCUACCAGAAUCCGAUUUGGUCCCCGUGUUGGUCCAGCGUAUCUACCACGUGACCCAUUUGGGGGGCAAUGCCGCCAUCGAGGGGUUGUAGCAUUGACAGUGGGAGUAGUGAUGGGCGAUGGGGAAUAGGGGGCAUGCUCAACCAUGGUGGUGGUCGCGACCGUGACCAUUGUGUGGCUGGCGUAGAGGUAACGAUGGAUACGUUUUCGGAGGCGGAUGGAGAAGGUGCCGCGUUGGAAGGACGUUGGGUCCGAAGACAUCUAAGGCCGACCCAUGCACGGAAUCCCCGUUGACAUCAAGGACAUGACGGGAGCGGUCGGUUGCCGGAGUUGUUGGUUCACGACGUGCCAAACAAUUCACACAAGGGUCUCUGCUAUACUAAAUACACAAACAUACAUGAGUGUUUCGAAGGCACUAACAAUCAUCGGCGGUCCACGUUGUGUGAGGGAGGUCGUACACAUUAUGUGUGGGAUUGGGUCUCCUAUUCCAACGACCAGGGGUUUUUGCAUACCACCAACUUUUCUGAAGUCAGCAGCAAGUGUUUUUUUUCUAGGAAAAUGGCCAACAGGGGGAAGAUUGAGGAGGAUCCGCGGAAGUUCAAGGAGCUCAUCGAAAAGUUUCGGUCUAGAAUGGUCAAAGAAUGUAAACCACUGCCCAAUGAACCCGAUUUCUUCACUUCUGAGAGCACGUAAGUCGAUUUUAUCCUGACCCGUUUGUUGCACAAGUAGCCCCUGCAAUGAACUGGUGACACUAAAUGAUGUGAGAACGGCAACGAUGGUGUACGAAUAGUCAUCCUCGUAGUAACUGCAAUUAAAAGAAAUCUGGUGGGAAUGUACGGAUCAGCUAAUGGCCUAAUUUCUCAACUGGAGAUAUUUCUACUAAACAGCUUACACUUAAAUGGUAUUAACGUGAGAUUUCACUGUCUUUUCGGUAUGGUAUGCGAGUAAACAGCCUUCAGGUAAUACAGGUGGUUUGCCCGAAUUUCCAGGAAGAGUAAGCCUUCCCACGCCCAAGCCUUAGCUCUAACCCUAACCCGGGGUCAGGGUUAGAGCUAACCUUCACGGAAAUCAGCUCAAGGCCUUUGAAAUAAGGGAGUAGUAUUCCUGUGUCCUGUCGUCUUUUAGAAGGUAGCUGGCACCCUCGGAUGUUUAAGUUUAAAAGUAGUGCUUACUACAUCACUGAAAUCCGAGAUUUGCAUGCGAAAACUAGCAUACACAAGAAUGACGUAACCGCUUGACUAUAGAAGUCGAUGUAGCCUCCCCCCAUGGCUAAACAGGAAAUUAAAAAACGAGUUUCGUGGAAAUAUGAAAUAAUUCAAAUAGUCGGUGAUCUGCCAGAAAUUGUCACCCCCUCAGUUAACUUGGGAUGCAAGCACUAUGUAAACCUACCCGUUGUGUGACGUGCAAAUUGCCUUUGUACGGAUGGUAAAGAUAAUAAAUAAUAACAAUUUCUUAAAAGUGGACCUCUUAACAUCUUUCUUAAUUUCUGUCACCAUACACGGCACUAUGGGUGAAAAACAGAGCGGUGUCAUUCACGUUAGUGUUAGAGGUGUCUUAAGGUAAAAUUGCUGACAUUCCCCUUACUCCCCCCGCCGCCUGGUAGAACGUAACCUCUUGUACGCGAGCAAGGUGCUCGGUCAAUGUAACGAGCGUUCGUUGCCUCGUUAAGUACAACUGUAUACCCUUUUGCUGGCGUUCGGAUAAGUACUACACCAUUCCCCGUUCCCACACUUGACCUCGUGACUGACCAUCUGGCCUCUACGGAGAUCGCCCCAUCAAACACUCCCGCAGCUUAUGUCUUUUAUUUUCAUUCGGUUUGAGCAAAUUUAAAAUGCGGCAGAUACUCAAAUCUGAUGUGACUGAGCAGAACUAGGUCCUCCGAAAUACUGUCAGAUAAACUGCGUGACUGCACAAUUUCGCACAUCUGGAGACUUUGACCCUUAACUUGCGUGAAAACACUGAUAAGCCGUCUGUCAGAGGCAGGUUUGCACAAGUCAGCGACCACAGACUGUUGCAGACGCUUGAUACCGCCUGAAGAAGUGUUAAUCGACCAGGCAAGGUGUAAGUCGCGUAGCUUGCUAACGCAUAAAACGACAGCCGCUGGCAAAAUGAUAAAGUGCAAACCAGGCUGCUUAUGGAAUCUGAUUCGCUCUCAGAACGUAGCAGAACGCUCGAGAAAACUGUGAAGGUUCAGUCAACCUGAGCCUUGUUAGAGGGCUUAAUUAACCGCAAAUUCUUACUUAAACGAAACCCUGGCGCUGGUCAAGCCAGCAGGAGGUUUAAAGAUUUAGUGUUUGUACGAACUCGCCGCGGUACAUGGAAUAAUUCUAUACGAGAUUUCAAACAUUACCAUCAGGUAUCAACGUAAUUUUUCGAAGAACCAACCACUGUAGUAAAAUAUCAUGCGAAUUCUGUGAAGACCAGCCAUUUUAAGUCAAAAUCAAAUUGGUCUCGAGCGGAUACUAUCUGCCUGAAUGGUCGAUUUCACGCUUCCGCUAAAUUUGUGUAUUUCAAACGUCGGUAAUUUGUAAUUCUGUAGAAAGGCGUUUAUUUUCGCGAAAUUUCCCGAAAGACGGUUUAAAUGUCCUCCGAAUACAAGGAGCAAAAGGGAUCGCACAUUGCCCCGACAGGGUAAAGGGAGAGGUGACCAGCUAGUUUUAGUAUUGAGUAAAUUGCCCCUUAUUCGUUGAAAAGUUCCCGAGAUUUCAAACUCCUUCCUGGGCCCCUGACCAGAAACAGGAGGAAAGCAAUCGGUGUUCCUGCGAAUAGCCCCAGUGACCUUGGUGGUAGCCAACAGUCAUAAGGCUGGGCUUUGUCCAUCUGCCUGACGACGUUGAUAUUAGAUGUUAGAUAUUCAAAUUUUAGGCGGGUGGAUACCAUUUUUCCUGCGGGUCUUGCUGCUCAGGACCCAUAAAGUAUUUGUUAUCUGGGUCAUUAGUUGUAGCCUCGAGGGAGAUUGUGUGGGCUAGAAUAGUAACGAAAAACGAAUCAGAUACGACCACUCAAUCCUUCCCCACUUUUAUUGUAGCAAUUUUCAGUGUCUUUGGCGUAAUCUUUUUUUUAAGACGAUCGCUUUUUGCAGCAAGUACGUCAGAUUUGGAGAGAGUAACCAGCAUGAAAACCUGCCAGUCGAAGUAGUCAGAAUCCCAGACUUUUCUUGCCGACAACAGGAAAAGGUGAGUUUAAGGUUGCCGUUCUAAAAGAGGGAAUCUCCACCGCCAGAACACGAAUACUUCGAGGCCCUCUUCUCAGGCACAAGGGGGGAGGAAGAGAAUAACGGAUAGCCUUAUUUGCUGUCAUCGUCUGUCGGAAAGUUUUUCGUAGUCCCUAACCCCAUGUGUUCUGGAAAGCAAAAAAUAAGACACAGGUGCUGAGCUGCAACAUCAACCAGCCAAUCAGUCGCAAAAACACUUGUGCAGGGGCACUGUAUCAGCGGGUUGAGGCGUACAGGAGCAAAGCAAAAAAAACAAUGUUGUUAAAAUCAGAAUACCUUCAAUUUAUGCUCAGGGCAAAUAGCUACCUUCACAACUUGGUAGACCAGUGCAUGAAAGGACGAGGCGAAGGGACCAAACCGCACCGACUCCAAAUCUUUGCAAGUUCAUGCGUACCUCAAGGAUAUCUCGGAACCCUCAACCACCUUUUCACGAUGCUCGAAAUUGGAAUUGUACGUUGACCGAAGGCAAUAGUUGCGGGCCAGUUGAUGAGUACUUACUUAAUCGUACUUGAUACGGCUGCUAUCAUGCCUGAUCUAGCCGGUCUCAAUGAUGUCCCGAACUGUACCUCUCCACGCGUGACGAUCCGCGGCAACAGAUCUGGACAGCUCAACCCAUUCCCUUCGCCAACGACGGAUACCGAAUACCGAAGGUCCAAGAACCACCUCCAUGUCUUGACGAACUGUCUCGAGCCAGGUUUUGAACUGACCCCCUCUUCGACGCCUCCAAUGGGGCAACGGUGCCGGAUCGAGGGCAGUAACACUGAGCUCCUGAGGUGCACGACGAAGAACAUGCCCGAACCACUUCAGUCGUCUUUCUUGGAUGGCCUGAGUUAUCCUUGCGAUGUUGUCGCAGCGAGUGCGGACUGUCUCAUUUGAGACGAAGUCGGUGAACUUCACUCGAAGAAUGGUCCUCAAGCGGUGGUGGUCAAAUAAUUCCAGUUUACGCUCGUCAUCCACGCGCAAAGCCCAGCAUUCACAACCGUAGAGAAGGACAGACCGGACAGAGUCUGAAAGACCAACUGCCACAGCGGAGAACUACCCGAUGUCGUUUGCCGAACCUGCUGCAGCUGCCGGCGGAACAACUGCGCAGGCAAAAAGGAAAGACUGCACUGGCCGUGGAUGUGAGAAUGAAAGACGCCAAUUUUCGGGCUUCGACUCACUCAACAGAACCCGACCACGCCUCCAAGGCAGAAAUCCCCGAGAAGUGGCGACCGCGUGGGCCGCAAACUGCUUACUUCAUGCUUUUCCAACCCAUGGUCCUUCACAAAGCGAAAUGAUCCCCCGCCUCUCAUACUGCGUCCCAAGACUUUGACUGGGCAAGGCCAUCAGCCAUGCGGAUAGAGAGCUGGUGAACAUUGACGCCAAUGACCGUACUGCUCUGCAAAGUUGCUGAGUCAUUACAAAUCCAACCACCAGGACCGACGAGUAAAUUGUGACUAUUAACGACCCUAAUGUGGGUAUCCAAGCCAGUAUCACAUCAAGUACGAAAAUCUGCGAUGAAUGCGGGAGUCUCCUAUUUUCUUAGAUGCGUAAUCGUGUAGUAACUAUAUCUGCAACCGCUCUACAUCCGCUCUCAUUAUCUGUUGCUGGUUCUAAUUAUGGAUUCGGAAAUAAAUCUCAGACGGCAGACGAAUACACUUCAUGUUUCAAUAAUCCGUCCUUAUCUUCCUCUUGGACUUCUACGACGAUACCAACUGAGAAGUCUCUAUCGAGAAAGUUCGUUUAAGUCGAUUUUGUGGAUUCAAGGGCUGUGAUAUUCCUGGAAAGACAGAUUUAUUUGCUUUGUUAAAAUAACACAUCACCGGAAUCUUUGAUUCUGUAAGUGGAUUAAAGAAGUUUAUAAUUGAGUUUAGUACCCUAUUAGGUCCACAGGCUGUCGAAGUUCCCUUUAAUGCGUGUACUGUAGCACCGUGUCCUCUUGAUCAGAGUUUUCUUUAAUUUUUCGUUUUUUCUUCUAACGACCUCGCCGCGUUUGCCAGUUUUCUGUUAGUACAACGAACACUAAUCCAUGGGUGUUUUUUUGCCCAUAUUACUUUACGCAUACUUCAGAGAAAUAUGUAUAUUCAUUCCAGGCUGAUCGACUACCUGCGAGCACGAAAAUAUGAUCUUGAUGCGGCAGUUAAAAUGUUAACAGCAACGGUCGAAUGGCGCAGAGAAUAUAAACCACUCGAGGUGAACUGUGCCUGGUGCCACAAAUAUCCGGGCUACCACUGCAUUGUAAGUUUUUGAAUAUUAUAUUCUGGCAGUCAAUGCUACUUUACUGAUAUCGGUAAUGGGUAAAAACAAAUAUUCGAAUCUCAGUGGGUUAAUAUAGUCUACAGAAGCAAUGCUUUACAAACUGUAUUGUGCAAUACGGAUUUACCGCACUACUGUAAACGACAAUGAAAGACCUCCGGUAUUCUUCAGAAGACGAGAUUACGAGCAAAAGUUGCUUUCGAUAACUUCCCUUCAGGUCGGUACAAUUAUAUGAGCACGGGGUACAGUGAUUGAAAAAAAUCAAUAGAAGUUGGUUUUAAAAACACAGGCUAGGCAGGAGUGGAGGGGCGCAGAAAGUUGUAUGUGGUUAGUCAACCUUUGACUACUGUAAGCGCGGAGCCUGAACGAGGUUCUUCUGGGCGCAUAUGGCCGGUUUUCGUAACCUGAUGGCGGCCGCUUCUGCCGUUGUUAACAGGCGCUGGCACAGUAGCUUAGGGUAGCUCGAGGGGACCUUCUAAAUCACAGGAAAUGCUUCAAAGGGGUCCACACGAUACCCUGAAUCCACUGCAUGCGCAAGGAUGGCUCUGUAUAUUUUCCUAGUUUCACCUUUUGCCAGCCAUGCGGGGAGGUGCUCUAGUAUUCUUGUGGAAAGGCGCUGACUCGUACGACCAAUAUAACCUGCUCCCAGGAGCAAGUUAAUGAGUAUAUGCCCAUUGAGGUGGUCUGAGGUGGCAGCCUAUCAGUGCCUUCGGCGCGUAAAAUAGGGUUAAUGGAGAAUGAUAUGCGAAUCCUUGCUGCUUGGAAGAUUCUCGAGACAGCUUGAUCAAGGUGUCUUCUUAGGAGUUCACUCGCAGCGUCUCCUUGGAAACGAACUUUGAGGAACAAAGUUUUCUUUUCAACGGUUAGUGUGCUGGAUUUUGUGGGCCGUUCGGCAAUGUUCUUUGCAAUGAACUUGCCAGGAUACUCGUUUUCGCGAAGCAAGUGACGCUUGAUAAAACAUCACUUGAAGCAUUGUCCCUUGGUCCUAAGUUUUGAGUACCUCGUCGAAAAGUUAGUCAGUUAAAAUUGGAAACUCACUUCGAAAACCUCUGGAACCAAACCUACGAUCUAUUGCGCGCUUCCACAGAUAUCAUCCAACACUUUAAAUCAACACCAGCGAAUUGCAGCUAUCAAUACCUAAACAAGGGACCGAUUCCAUCUCCAGCGUGAAUUUGAUCUGCGGGUAUGCCCGAUUUGCAGCAUUUAAGAGAGCAGCAACUUCGGUUUCUGCGGCGGCAAUCGCAAAGAUAUCAUCAGCGUAGCGACCGUAAUGUUUAAGCUUGUCGAUCUGAUCGCUUAGUUGAAAUCUCUCCAGCUUGCCCAUGAGGACGUCGGCUAUGAGAGGUCCAAGAGGCGAGCCCAUAGCAACGCCGUCUAUUUGUCUAUGGAGUUGGUUGUCAAAUAGGAACUGCACAGUUAAUGUGCAUCUUAGUAAUAGUUCCUUCCGUGUGUUCGUCGACAUUCUAAUUUCUUGCUGACUGGCGGAUAGGAAAUCACAGAUGUAAUCAAAAGUCUCGGUGAGCGGGACGUCUGUAAAAAGUGGUGCAACGUCUAGUGAGAACAUCAUCAUGCCGUUAAUGUUGAGAGCUUUAAUGUCGUCAAUGAAUUGAAAGGUAUCUCGAUAGCUGCGUGGUGUUGGCUGAUGCUCUGUGGGCUUGAGUUCCUCUGCUAAGCACUUCGUUAUCGCAUGAUAGGGAGAAUUUCGCAUAUCUAGAAUCGGACGAACUGUUAGGCCUUCCUUAUGGAUCUUAGGCAAGCCAUGUAGUCGAGGGAUAGGUGUGCCGACUGGCCAGAGGUGUUCGAGGUCACGGUCACUUAUGGAACGUCAUGUGUGGAGUCUUCUUAAACAGUCAGUCAAUUUCGUUUCUGCGUCAUCCGUGUAAUCGUGUUCUUUGUCUACUUUUCCAAAUUUCCUCUGGUCAGAUACUAUGGACUGUAUCUUCGCUGCGUGGUCCGAUCUGUUCAUUAUAACGAUGCCUGUACCUUUGUCAGGUGUAGUUACUAAUAUCUCUUUGGUAUCCCGAAGUUCUUUUGAUUUUUCCACGUGUGCUUUUGCCAGCAAACCUCGAAUUUCUGGCCCUUUGUUUAGGUAUUGAUAGCUGCAACUCACUAGUGUUGAUUUAACGUGUUGGAUACUAUCUGUGGAAGCGCGCAAUAGAUCGUAGGUUUGGUUCCAGAGGUCCUCGAAGUGAGCUUCCAAUUUUAAAUGACUAACUUUUCGACGAGGUAUUCAAAACUGAAGACCAAGGGAUAAUGCUUCAAGUGAUGUUUUAUCAAGCGUCACUUGCUUCGUGAAAACGAGUAUCCUGGCAAGUUCAUUGCAAAGAACAUUGCCGAACGACCCGCAGAGCCCAUCACACUAACCGCUGAAAAGAAAACUUUGUUCCUCAAAGUUCGUUUCCAAGGAGACGCUGCGAGUGAACUCCUAAGAAGACACCUUGAUCAAGCUGUCUCGAGACCUCCCCAACAGCAAGAGUUCGCAUAUAAUUCUCGACUGACCUCUGGUAUUUCUGCUAAGGUAUGCAGACCCUACGGAACUCGAUAAAACGGUUGUGAUGACAUUUGUGUCGUUUUAGAGCAGCAAUUAGCAAAGACCCCUGAUACGAUAGUUUGGCGAUACACACAAGGUGGGGACAUCAGGGUAAUGGGCGAGAAGAGGUGCAAUCGGCCGCUGGAGCAAGAGUUUUAGUGUGCUGAUGUGUUUACUUCACACUUGAACCAACCAUCAGCGGCAAAAUUAAGGAGAUUGAAUGAGACUCAGGGGCCAUUUGCUAUAGCGCUGGGCCAUUCUUUGGCAGACAGCGCUUGGAUAAUCGUAAUUGCACACGUUUUUAAUUGGUGCAACAUUUGCUUGUUCAGCCAUGUCCCAGUAUGUACAUUAGGCGGCGCACCUAAAAAAAUCACCAGAAGUCUGAAAUAUGCUUUUUAGCAGAAAGCAUUACUCAUGUGGGUUUGUAAUAAUUAUUAUCGUGUGACAUAUUUCAGUCACGCCAGGAUGUAGAAUUUCUGAUGCGAUUUUUUCGGACGUUUGUUAUUAACUAUGCCCCGUAAAAGGAACAUUUAAGUAUUAUUAAUUUUCGCAUUGAUUUCCCUUCUUUUUCACCAACGAUUAUAAAUGGCACAAUAAGCAGUUGACGACUUCGUUUCUUUGCAUCCUCUGUUGGAAUUGUGUUCAUCCGAAUGUAGGAAGUUUUAACUAGUGUCUCCAAGAAUCAGAUAUUUCAGAAUAUACCGUGGACUUAACGUAUUCCCAGAGGAAGCAUUAGAACUGAAAUUUAUUUUAAAUAAUAAUUAUCAACCAUCUAAGGUAGUAUAAAAUACAAUCGAAUUAUUUGGUAAAAUAUACUAUUGUUGUUUUUCAGAGACAAAUUGGCCAUGACAAAACCGGUAGACCAGUUUUGUACGCCUGCUUUUCGCAGGCCACUACAGACAAAAAUACCGGUGAAGACACCGUCGCUCACUGUGUCCAGAUGCUCGAAAACUCUAAGAAGACCUUUAAGCAAUCGGCUACCACCUGGGUCUUCGUUUUCGAUUGCACCGGUUAGUGCAAAAAAUAUUUUCCAUAAAAAGUCAAAGAAUGUUCAUUUGAAAUACAUUUUUAAUAUUGACAGUAGGUGGGCUAACUCAUGAAACGUCAACGGAAAUCCCGAAAUGCGUUUUCGUUUAGAGAAGAUUAAUUAGGUAGGGCUGUAAGACUAAUCAUCGUGAAGCAUAAUUCUAUAAUAAUUCAGUUACCUCAGGAUGCCGGCUCUCGAACGAACUUCCUUCAAGCUGCAUGCAAACACUGUACUCUGUAAAAAUGGCUACUUAUGUAGCAUGCAUUUUUCCCACUGAUUUUUGAUGUUCUCAAAAACUGAAUUAUAUUUCAUGGAAAACAUGCGUAGAAAUAUUCAUCCUUUUGCUCAUUCGGUAAAAAAUUACGUCUUCUUCCAAGUUUCUGUUCGAAGGAAGGGUAUAAUUCGGUUUCCAAAAACCUUUCCAAAUCCCGAAUAAUUUUGAACCCGACCUGCCGUUACACUUGCAUUCCGGGUUUCCAAAUUACAAGCCACAUAUUUUCCUCGUACGGAAAACCAUGCAUUCCCCUACGGUAUUGAGAGAAGACCAUAUGCGGCUCAUAAAAUUUAGCAGUGAAUUUGAGCCAUAUUGUUAACUUUACAGGCCACAUUGGUAAAUGCAGAGACGUGAAUGUUAUGAAGGGCCAUUUCACGGUAUUAAAAAAUCUCACAAUUAGAAACUUUUUUAAAACCGAACUUUUCCCUUCGUUCGAGCAUAAAAUUGGAAUAAGACGUCAUUUUCUACCAAAAGAGCAAAAGAAUGGAUGUUUUUACGCGUGUCGUCUAUGAAAUGUAAUUGAAUUUUUAAGGGCAUAAAAAUCAAUGGGAAAAAUGCAUGCUACAUAAGUAGCCCUUUGUUACAGAGUAUAGUUUUUGCAUGCAGCUGGAAAGCAGUUCGCUCGAGAGCCAGCAUCCUUAGGUAAGUGAAUUAGUAUAUAAUUAUGCCGUACGAUGAGUAGUCUUACAACCCUACCUAAUUAAUCUUUUCUAAACGAAAGCGCAUUCCGGAAUUUCGGUUGACAUUUCAUGCGUUAGCCCACAUAAUGUAUAUAUUAGACCGCAUUUCUUGUCAGAAGUAGGGCGUUGUAGAAUUUCGUUUUUAGAAGAAAGGCUAAGUCCUAGGAGAUAGCACUGAGUAGGACAGCAACAGUGCUCAUCUAGUCUACGAAACAGGAUUACACGGGCUGUAAACACAGCAGAAAGUAAGAGCUCACUAAUCAGACCUGCUUGUCAUCUAUAUUAAGUAAAAUUCUCUUUUUUCAAAAUUACGCAAAGAAAAUCACUAAGAGGGCAUGGGAUGCCUGCGCACCUUCCAUUAUCCGCCGAUCUCGCCAUAUAAGAGAAGCAAAGUCACACUAAGAGAGGGCAUUUUCAUCUGCGAGAUCAGAAAAUGACGCCCAUUCGUACUUUUAAUACCAUGUAUCACUAUUUCGAUGCCAUUAUUAGGCCAACAGAAGGAUCGCAUACAUAAAUGAAACGUGAUAUAACCCGUACUUCUAAAAAGUAGCAACUAAAUUCUCAAAUCAGGCACUUCGACCCCGCCAGCUUCAUAAAUAUUCUCAUAUUUCAGUCGAAAAAGUGAUUGCCACUUAAUAGAAAAGUCCGAGUUUUACACAGUUGGGUCAGUAUGAAUUGUUCAAAAUUGCCAAACCGUCUAUGAAUUACGUGAGCCUGGUAGGCAUCUGGCGGAUUCUAGCUGAAUUACUUAGGAAAUCUUGCUUGAACAGUCAACUUACUGCAUCCGAUUUGGUGGAUUCUAGACGUUGCAGUAGGUUAGGCGGGUAACUUGACCCAAAUGUGAUUAAACUCGAGUCGUCCGGCGCGGCCUCGUAGCUCAGGUAGUUAGAACGUUGGCUGCACUAAAGUCUUUCUCUUACUGUGGUGGGUUCGAAUCCCACCGAAGCGCAGAGUUUUUCGCAGUUGGGUCAAUAUGAUUAAAAGAAAAGUGUAUAAUAAUAUUCAAGUAUCGCUUUCAGAAAAACAUCUCAAGAAAGAGAGGUUUGUUUGCCUGACUGAAUAUCCUAAAUUUCAGUUCAUCUUAUUUAAGACGUAAUAAAAACAUGAACAAUUUUUUCUUAACACAGGAAUGACGCUUCCCUGCUGCAAUCCAAAGUUGGGCAAGCAAGUGAUGCAUGUGUUUGGAAACUACUACCCCGAACGUCUGGGUCAAGCUAUCAUUGUUAACCACAAGAAAGUUUUCAACAGCAUCUGGAAAGCAAUCCGUAAGUUUCUUGAUCCCGUCACGGCCGACAAGAUGGUAUUCCUGGAUAAAAAGGAUAUCUCCACCGGCCUCAGGGAGCGCUUUGACGAGGAUACUGCCAAGUGGGUGGAGAUGGAAAUCGAACUCAACCGAGAAAUCACUGACGAUCAGAGGCGGUUCUGGGAGAAGCCGGAACACGGUCUCCACGAUCCUAGGGGCAGUCCGGCCUAUGUGCGAGAGUACCUCGAUGUCUAUACAUCCACCAGUGACUAUCAACCACAUCCCAACAUUGUAGACCUGCAGACUGGAAAGCUGAAGCGGAACCUUGCCAUCGAAAGAGCGCCCCGUCAUCCAGAGAAAUUUGAUCCGGAGGAAUUAAAGAAAUACGGCAUUGAAGACACGCAGUCAACUAAUGGCGAUACAGACAUUUUUUAA